GUGGAGUGGUUCCGACCCUGUUCAGUCCACCCCCAGCCCUCAUCUCCAGAUAUUAUCGAGCUUCCAUGCGUUGCGCUGCUUGCUCUGAUCCGACCAGCAGCCCGUGACACCUCCAUUAUGCGUCUCUAUGCCGCCCUGUCCCUUGCAGCAUGUCUCGUCCCAGCUUCCGCCAUCUUCGAAGAUGAUGCCCACCACAUAGACUUUCAUCAUGCUUUGCUAGGCCUGCCUAACCACGAAGCCACCUUCUUCUCCAAACCUUACGUCGCCUCCAAAGCCUCUCUACUCUACACAGUCUCCGAAAACUCCACGGUAGGCGCCGUCAACCCCAAGGACGGUGCAUUGGUAUGGCGCUCCUCGCUAGCCCACAACGGCGCAGCCCACCUUAGGUUUGGGGAAGACCAAGAUGUUGUCAUCGGUGGGGUUGGAAAUCGCAUAGUCGCCUUCAGCGCCUCAGACGGCAGGAUCGUCUGGGAAUCCAGCAUUGACGGCAUGGCGGUGGAAGACCUCGAGAUUCUGGAACAGGAAGACGGCAUGUCCAGCAAUGACGCCAAGGAUGCCAUUGUCCUGGUCGGCGGCACGCAACAAGCCGUCAAGAGAUUGGAUGGAAAGACCGGACGCGUCAAAUGGACAUUUGAGGACGCAAGUGGAGACAUUCCCUUCCAAGUCUCGACGUCCCCCACCACCAUCUACUACAUCUCCCUACACUCACCCCUUCUGGGUGGCGGCUCGAAGCUGCGUGUGACCUCGCUCAGUCCCAUAACCGGAAAGAAAAUCGAUUCGUAUACGCUCAGCUCCGAAGGCGAGGUACAAUCGAAAGCCAACAUCUUGUUUGCUGGUGCGAACACGGCAGCUCCGCUGUUGGCAUGGACCGACAAGGCGCACAAGGUGCUCAAAGUGAACAUCAUCGGAACCAAGGGCAUCUCUACUUUCGCGACACCCGCAAGUGACCCCAUAGAGAAGAUCGUGCUCCACGCCCCCAACCGCUUGAAUUCGCUGGCCCACUUUCUGGUGGAAUACCAGACCGCUGCUGGCCACUCGGCUGAGGUUUAUCAUGUGGAUUUGAAACAGAGUACCAUCUCCAAAGCCUAUAGCCUUCCGCAACUCAAGGGCAAAGGCACUUUUGCGACUAGCACCACGAACGCCAACGUUUACUUCACGCGUAUCACUACUGAUGAAGUCACCGUCGUCUCCUCCGUAUCUCACGGCGUCCUCGGACGAUGGACCGUUAAAAGCUCCUCUGCUUUAGCUGGUGCCCACCCCGUGCACGCUGUCUCCGAAGUUGUAGUCAAAGAUAACACUGCAUCGGCCGCCAGGUCUGCUGUCCUGUUCUCCAACGGCCAAUGGGCGCUCGUGCGCAACGGCGAUGUUGCUUGGUCUCGACCCGAGUUUCUUUCGAGCACAACAUCUGCCGUAUGGGCGGAAUUACCAGAAGAGGAAGAAGCGCUCGCACAUGAAUUAGAGGUAGAAGGUCACCAGAAUGUGAUUGCUGCCUACGUUCACCGUGUCAACAGACAUGUCAAAGAUCUGAAACACCUUCCAUCUUGGGCACAGAACCUGCCGACCCGCAUUCUGGGCAAUCUUCUAGGCACGACUGGGGAGUCUACCAUAGACGAUAUCCAACAUGAUACUUUUGGCUUUCAUAAACUUGUCGUCGUAGCCACCAAAGGAGGUCAUUUGGCUGCACUGGAUGUGGGCGCAAAGGGCAAGACAGUGUGGAGCAUCGACCUACAUCAAUUCGUUCCGGAAGUUUCUUUCUCCAAUCCUGCACUGAGAGCCUUUCGCGGGUUCGUCGAGGUCAAAAACACGGGCCUGUCCACUCCUCUACUUAUCAAUUCCACUACUGGUAGCCAGAUUCUUGCCAAGGACACUAAACGCAACCUCCCUGUCUUCUCUCAAGGCCAGAAACUCAUCACCUUCGACUUGGUUGAUGGCGAACUCCAAGGAUCUGUUGGACCUGACCCUGGCUCGGAAGUGGCUUGGACGUUUACGCCUCCUCCGGGAGAGACUAUUGCGGGCUACACCACCCGACCUGCCAAGGAUCCAGUGGCUUCCAUCGGCAAAGUUUUGGGAGAUCGACGAGUUCUCUACAAGUACCUCAACCCUAACCUAGUUUUAGUCACGGCCGUGGCUGAGCCUAAUCAUAAACUGUCUAUCUACCUCUUGGAUUCCGCUUCCGGGCAGCUCCUGUACACCGUUACCCAUUAUGGCGUAGAUACUACACGGCCAGUUCCGUCCGCCUUUUCUGAGAACUGGUUCAGCUACUCCCUCACUAUGGACUCUUCUUCGUCGUCUUCCGCUCGCGGAUAUCAAUUGAUUGUCGCAGAGCUUUUUGAGUCCCCGCUUCCCGACGACCGAGGUCCAUUGGGCGCUUCAUCCAACUCCUCUACUGUGCAGCCCAGUGAGACCAAAGGGGACGCCUCGAAGCCACAUGUGAUCUCGCAGAGUUACCAAAUUCCCGAGGAAAUCUCGCACAUGACCGUGACACAGACGCGACAAGGUAUCACCAGCCGUGAACUACUCGUCACCCUUCCCGCUUCCAACUCCAUCGUCGGCAUUCCUCGUCAAGUCAUUGACCCCCGGCGACCAGUCGGUCGCGAUCCCACUGCACAGGAACAAUCCGAAGGACUAGGCAAAUACGUGCCCAUGAUCCUGUUCGAUCCAAAGUGGCACCUUAAUCACGUAUACGAGGUUGCUGGCAUCAAGGGUGUCAUCACCAGCGAAAGUGGUGUUGAGAGCACCAGCUUAGUGUUCGCAUACGGUUCUGAUUUGUUUGGCACGCGAGUAGCACCUAGCUUUGCGUUUGACGUUUUGGGCAAGGGUUUCAACAAGAUCCAAAUGAUGUUGACGGUUGCAGCAUUGUUCGUGGGUGUGCUUUUCGUGGCACCUUUGGUUCAAAGGAAACAGAUCAACACGUUGUGGACGACUUGAA
Periconia digitata is the source of this 2929-nucleotide messenger RNA. The record is from the annotation of a GenBank genome assembly. Lineage: Eukaryota; Fungi; Ascomycota; Dothideomycetes; Pleosporales; Periconiaceae.